UUGUGUCGUGGGCAUGUGACCGUCCUUUUUCCUUUCACUAGCAAGACCGUGUGCGUCGGUGAAACUAAGUCAGGAUAUCCAACAUCAAACAUGCCUCCCAAGGAAGAUAAAAAAGAUAAGAAAGAAAAGGAACACGUUAACAUAGUCGUCAUUGGCCAUGUCGACUCUGGUAAAUCUACCACCACUGGUCACUUGAUCUUCAAAUGUGGAGGUAUUGAUAAGCGUGCCAUUGAAAAGUUCGAAAAGGAGGCAACAGAGAUGGGCAAAGGGUCUUUCAAGUAUGCUUGGGUAUUGGACAAGCUCAAGGCUGAGCGUGAACGUGGUAUCACUAUCGACAUUGCCCUUUGGAAGUUUGAAACCACCAAGUACUAUGUUACGGUCAUUGAUGCCCCUGGCCAUCGUGAUUUCAUCAAAAACAUGAUCACUGGUACAUCCCAGGCUGACUGUGCUGUUCUUAUUGUGGCAUCUGGCACUGGUGAGUUUGAAGCUGGUAUUUCGAAGAAUGGUCAAACUCGUGAACAUGCUCUCUUGGCUUUCACCCUUGGAGUCAAGCAAAUGAUUGUUGCCUGCAACAAGAUGGACAAUACUGAGCCACCUUACAGUGAAGAUCGAUUCAAGGAAAUUGAAAAGGAAGUUUCCAACUACUUGAAGAAGAUUGGUUAUAAUCCCAAAAAGAUCCACUUUGUACCCAUAUCUGGAUGGCAUGGAGACAACAUGUUGGAGAAAUCUGAUAAUAUGAAAUGGUGGAGUGGAUUUGAAUUAUUUAACAAGUCUGCAGGAGCAAAAACUGGCUACACUCUCUUUGAUGCUCUGGAUGAUGUUAAUAUUCCAGAACGUCCUACAAAAAAGGCACUGCGUCUGCCUCUGCAGGAUGUAUACAAGAUUGGAGGUAUUGGAACAGUUCCAGUUGGACGUGUGGAAACUGGCAUUUUGAAGCCUGGCAUGCUGGUAACCUUUGCUCCAGUAAAUUUGACCACUGAAGUAAAAUCUGUUGAAAUGCAUCACCAAGCCUUAACUGAAGCACUUCCUGGUGACAAUGUUGGUUUCAAUGUCAAGAACUUGUCUGUUAAGGAUAUUAAGCGAGGUUUUGUUGCUGGAGAUUCCAAGAACGAUCCACCAAAAAACAUUGGCUUCUUCGAUGCUCAGGUCAUUGUUCUUAAUCAUCCUGGUGAGAUCCACAAUGGGUAUUCUCCAGUUCUGGAUUGCCACACGGCCCACAUUGCUUGCAAGUUUCAUGAGAUCAAAAAUAAGGGUGACAAGAGAUCAGGUAAAGUCCUGGAAGAAUUUCCAAAGUCAAUCAAAAGUGGUGAUGCUGCCCUGGUUACCCUUCAACCCUCUAAGGAUAUGUGUGUUGAAAAGUAUGCUAGUUAUGCACCUCUUGGUCGUUUUGCUGUCCGUGACAUGAAGCAAACAGUUGCUGUGGGUAUCAUCAAAGAUGUGACUGAAAAGGAAGUGAAAGGUAGACAGACAAAGGCAGCACAGAAGCAGCUGAAGUCUAAAAAGUAACUUAGUGCAACAGCAUUUUCAGUAAAGAACAUGAAAAGGACUGUUCUGUUCUUUCAACAUUAGUGGAAACACGAACCAUCUGCAAUUACUAAAAUCCAUGGUGGCUUUAAUUGAUAAAUAAAUGUUGCAGUUAAUACCAAUAAAAUGCUUAAAGUCUGA
Molecule: messenger RNA, 1665 nt
Organism: Actinia tenebrosa (Australian red waratah sea anemone)
Lineage: Eukaryota; Metazoa; Cnidaria; Anthozoa; Actiniaria; Actiniidae
Product: elongation factor 1-alpha
Biological process (GO): translational elongation
Molecular function (GO): GTP binding; translation elongation factor activity; GTPase activity
Source: RefSeq, a predicted model, not a curated record